Messenger RNA from Labrus bergylta (ballan wrasse), 5628 nucleotides. RefSeq names its product solute carrier family 12 member 5b (gene slc12a5b). Gene Ontology annotation, biological process: chemical synaptic transmission; cell volume homeostasis; chloride ion homeostasis. Gene Ontology annotation, molecular function: potassium:chloride symporter activity. The record is from RefSeq and is a predicted model, not a curated record. Lineage: Eukaryota; Metazoa; Chordata; Actinopteri; Labriformes; Labridae. Gene Ontology annotation, cellular component: plasma membrane.
AGACACAGAUAAUCACGCAGAAGACCAGUAAAAGAGAGGAUAAAGUGUUGCUUUCUUCCCUUUUUUUUCUUUUUUUUUUCCUUUCUUAAGAACAUUCAGAGGCAAGAAAAAAGAGGCAGGGAGUCAACAGAAGUAAAGCGCAUCUUGUCGUAGACUCCAGCCCACCCAGUGCUUUUCUCUGAGCAACAGGAUCAAGAGACGCUCUCAGUGCCCACAGCCUGAGGGAGAGAGUGGAUGCUGAACAACAUGACGGACUGCGAGGAGGCAGAGGGGGGACCCAACAGCCAGGGUGAUGGGAACCCCAAAGAGAGCAGUCCUUUCAUCAACAGCAGCGCAGCCAGCGAUGCAGAGAAGAGCCAGCAGUACGACGGCAAAAAUAUGGCUCUGUUUGAGGAAGAGAUGGAUACCAGUCCAAUGGUCUCCUCUCUGCUUAGCAGUCUGGCAAACUACUCAAACCUGCCGACCGGCAGCAAAGAGCACGAAGAGGCCGAGAAUAACGAGGAGGGGGCACGUCCGUCUAAAAAACCUGUCAAGGUUCCACAGCUAGGCACUUUGAUGGGUGUGUACCUGCCAUGUAUCCAGAACAUUUUUGGGGUGAUCCUCUUCCUGCGGAUGACCUGGAUGGUUGGGAUCGGUGGCGUAUUGGGCUCCUUCAUCAUUGUCUUCAUGUGUUGUUCCACGACCAUGCUCACAGCCAUCUCUAUGAGUGCCAUCGCAACAAACGGAGUGGUACCCGCUGGAGGCUCAUAUUACAUGAUCUCUCGCUCCCUGGGGCCUGAGUUUGGAGGAGCUGUUGGCAUCUGCUUCUACUUAGGCACCACGUUUGCAGGUGCCAUGUACAUUCUUGGCUGUAUUGAAAUCUUGCUUAUUUAUAUCGUUCCCCAGGCUGCCAUAUUUAAGAUUGAGGGCCUGGAGGGGGCCGAGGCAGAGGCGGCUCUCCUCAACAACAUGCGGGUCUAUGGCACCAUUGUACUGAGCUUUAUGGCACUGGUGGUGUUUGUCGGAGUCAAGUAUGUGAACAAGCUGGCGCUGGUCUUCCUGGCAUGCGUCAUCCUCUCCAUCCUGGCUGUUUACGCUGGGGUGAUUAAGACCGCCCUUGACCCUCCCGUGUUUCCUGUCUGUCUCCUUGGAAACCGUACUAUUCUAUCCAAAGGAUACGAUAUCUGCGCAAAGGUUAUCGAAAUAGACAACGACACCGUCACCACCAAACUGUGGAGGACCUUCUGUGAUUCUGACAGCAUCAACGCCACAUGUGACGAUUACUUCAAUACCAACAAUGUCACAGAGAUUCAGGGUAUCCCUGGGGUCACAAGCGGCAUCCUUGCAGAAAACCUGUUCGGGAACUACCUGGAAAAAGGUAUGUUCCUGGAGAAACGUGGGCUUCCCUCAGACGCAGAUCCAGACAGUCCCCCAGCGGGCUCCAACCGCUACGUCCUGGCCGACAUCACCAGCUUCUUCACCCUGCUGGUCGGGAUUUAUUUUCCAUCUGUCACAGGUAUCAUGGCCGGCUCCAACCGCUCUGGUGACCUGCGCGAUGCUCAGAAGUCCAUCCCUAUCGGCACCAUUGCUGCCAUCACCACAACCUCUAUAGUGUACAUGUCCAGUGUGGUGCUGUUUGGUGCCUGUAUAGAAGGAGUCGUUCUAAGGGACAAGUUUGGUGAAGGGGUCAAUGGAAACCUGGUCAUUGGGACUCUGGCAUGGCCGUCUCCAUGGGUCAUUGUGUUCGGCUCCUUCUUCUCCACUUGCGGAGCGGGCCUCCAGAGUCUGACUGGAGCGCCACGUCUCCUACAGGCCAUCUCUCGAGACGGCAUCAUCCCAUUCCUUAGAGUGUUUGGGCAUGGCAAAGCCAAUGGGGAGCCCACUUGGGCCCUCCUGCUCACUGCAAGCAUUUGUGAGAUUGGUAUCAUCAUUGCCUCCCUGGAUGCAGUCGCUCCCAUCCUCUCCAUGUUCUUCUUGAUGUGCUACAUGUUUGUGAAUCUUGCCUGUGCACUGCAGACUCUGCUGAGGACGCCUAACUGGAGACCGCGAUUUAAGUUCUACCACUGGGCUCUGUCUUUCUUGGGUAUGAGUCUGUGUCUGUCACUCAUGUUUAUCUGCUCCUGGUAUUACGCCAUAGUUGCCAUGGGCAUCGCCACCUGCAUCUACAAAUACAUUGAGUUCUGUGGAGCUGAGAAGGAGUGGGGUGAUGGCAUUCGGGGAAUCUCGCUCAGUGCUGCACGCUUCGCUCUCAUGAGGCUGGAGGAGGGACCGCCUCACACCAAGAACUGGAGGCCUCAGAUCAUGGUUCUGGUGAGUGUGGACGCUGAGCAGAACGUAGAGCAGCCUCGACUUCUCUCACUGACCAAUCAGCUGAAAGCGGGGAAGGGUCUUACCAUCGUCGGGACGUCGGUUCAAGGAACCUUCCUUGACAACUAUGUGGAGUCCCAGAGGGCAGAUCAGUCUCUGCGUAAAUUGAUGGAGACGGAGAAGGUGAAGGGCUUCUCUCAGGUGGUCAUCUCCUCCAACCUGAGGGAUGGGACGUCCCACCUGGUCCAGGUUGGGGGACUGGGAGGUCUGAAGCACAACACUGUGAUGGUCUGUUGGCCCAAAAACUGGAAACAGCCUGAGUACCACCAGCAUUUCAGGAACUUCAUAGAGGUGGUCAGAGAGACAACAGUUGCCAGUAUGGCUUUGUUGGUCCCAAAGAAUAUCCACAGCUACCCGUCCAAUGGAGAGCGCUUCACUGAAGGCCACAUAGACGUGUGGUGGAUAGUCCACGAUGGAGGCAUGCUGAUGCUCCUGCCCUUCCUCCUGCGCCAGCACAAGGUGUGGAGGAAAUGCAAGAUGCGCAUCUUCACUGUGGCUCAGAUGGAUGACAACAGCAUCCAGAUGAAAAAAGACCUCAUCAUCUUCCUCUAUCACCUGCGCAUCGAUGCUGAGGUGGAAGUGGUGGAGAUGCAUGACAGUGACGUUUCAGCCUACACCUAUGAGAAGACACUGGUGAUGGAACAACGCUCACAGAUCCUCAAACAGAUGCAUCUGACAAAGAAUGAGAGGGAGAGAGAGAUCCAGAGUAUUACAGAUUCUUCCCGCGGGUCCAUUCGGCGUAAAAACCAGCCCGGCUUGCGCUCACAGCAAAGCAUGGAGGAAGCCAGCGUGGCAGAGAAACCAGAAGAUGAGUCUGUGGCUGUCUCCAACCCUAAACAGGUACAGCUGAUCCACAGCAAGAAUGCAGCUUCACCCACCAGCCCCACCUCUCCUCCUGCGCCUGCAGACAAGGGACAGACAGCCAACGCAGAGGCGGGCAAAGACCUCUUCAACAUGAAGCCAGAAUGGGAGAACUUGAACCAGACAGACCUGAGGCGUAUGCAUACAGCGAUGCGGCUCAAUGAGGUCAUCACCAAGAAGUCCAAGGAGGCAAAACUUGUUCUGCUCAACAUGCCGGGACCACCCAAGAACCGCGUGGGCGAUGAAAACUACAUGGAGUUCCUCGAGGUGCUCACUGAGGGUCUCAAUCGGGUCCUCCUGGUGCGCGGCGGGGGGCGUGAGGUCAUCACCAUUUACUCCUGAAGGGCUUUCAACUGCACCCACACAGACUUUACCCUCUCCUACCUCUGUGUCGUUUCAGGAAACAAAAAAAUCCCCCCUCACCCUCCUUUUGUAUAUUUAACCUUUUAAUGGUUACGCAGAGAAUGAUGCAGCAGGCUCUGUUCUCGACUUGUCAGCUGAUUGCGACAGAUGGUUAGUUCUUUCAGAGCAAACACAUCUAAACACUUUACCUUUUUUUUAUAUGUAAGAGUAACGUUUUGUCCUUUUCACGUUGACCCUUGUCAUUUGUAAAGAGGGGUGUUAUAAGUAUUUUCUUUAAUUUAUUAUUGUUAUUUAUGUAUUUAUUCAUCUUAUCAUGUCCGUCUUUGUCCUGGUUUUUUUCUCCUUGUCUUUCAUUGUUUGUUUUUUUUGUCUUUAGUGUAAAAAGGGUGGAAGAAGAGGUUUGCCCAUUCAGUACAUUUACAUCAUCAACUGGAAAUCUAGGCAUAUAUCUCAUUUACGAAGCAAAAGUGGAAGGCUUAUAUGUAUACAGUAUAUUAUAAAUUCCCCAAAACGUAUACAGUAUAUCAUAAAUUCCCCAAAACGUAUACAGUAUAUCAUAAAUUCCCCAAAACACACAUAGAGCAACUGGAUCCACUAGGUUUACCUCUACUUUCCUUUUUUUUUAAUCUCAUUUUACUGCUCUAAGUCUAUUUAUCAUCUAUGUGAAUGAUGAUAUGUGGGAUUUGCAGUUCACGCUCCAACCAUAAACCAUGUUCUCAUUCCAGUCUCGUCUUUUAUUAUGGCAGGGAUUUAUCCAUUUGUUUGUUUGUAAAUUGUGCUUCACAGAACUAACAGAACUAAAAAGACAAUGACUCGAUGUAGAUUAUCAUGAUCCCUAACCCAAUUGUUUACUUCAUUAUCCCCACAGCUGGAUGUGGAUCAUAAAGACGCACAUACACACGUUACACAAUGUAUGUGUCUCACUGUAUUUCCCGGGAGCUCGUUUUUUUCCAUAUUUACAAUUGAUUAAAAUAUAAAACAUAAUUUAUUAUAUUUAUUUGCUCGUUUCGGUGUAUCAUUACAACAAACAUAUUUCAAGGGAAUUAUGUUACUUUUUUUUUAAAGUACAACAUUUAAUGUGAAGUUAAAUAUUUUUAAUGAAAAUCAGUAAAAGACGUCUAUCAGUAAAAUCAUAUAUCAGAAGUUUUAACAGAGAGUAUUUAUUUUUAUAUAAUUGUUAAGACAAAAGCUUUAGAUACAUUUUAUUCUAAUCAUUUCAAAUGUAAUGCCGCGUUAUCCGUUACUCCGUUAUACACUAUAAUCUAAUCCAACAGAACAUGUAUAGUUUAGAAUAAAGUAUGGAAGCAAAGCUUUUAAUAGUAUUAGUUGAUGCUUUAACUUUUUGACCCUGAACAGAUUUUAAAGAGUAUGAUCGUUUAUAUUUAAUCUUCACCUUUAAUAAAUAUUUCAACAUUGGACAAAUAAAUUCUGCAUCAACGUCUAGAAUGAGAAAUCCAUAGCAUUUAGUAUGCUCCCCAGGUUAUCAUAAGACUUGUAAGUACUCUGACUUCCUUUAGAUUAAUUAUAUAAAUAUAUCAUUUAUAACGUUGUUGGAUAUUCCUCACCUCAUGACACACGUCUUUUUCUGUAUAUGUGUACAUUUUCAUGUUUCCUUUAUUCCUCUGAAAAGUAACUAUUGUUGUUGUUGUUUUUUUGUUUGACUCUUAUAAAGGCAUCGCAGUCCUCCAGUCGAUUUAUCAGUCACUGGUCUGCAGACAUUUAGAGUUACAGUUUUAGACUGAAGUGUGCUUCUCUGUGUCUGUAUGCUGUGUGUGCGUGAACCUGACUGAGUGAAGACAGUAAAUGUCAUUGAAGAGCGAGAAGAUGAGACAUCUGUACAUAGAUUUGUGAUUUUAGGUUUAGAGACAACAAGUGUAAUCUGUGUUAAUACACUUUUUAUAGAUAUAAAAAUCAAAGGUUUGGAUUGUCCUUUAACACAUUAUUUAGUUAUUUUUGUUCUAUUAAGUCUCAUGCAAUUAUUAAUGAUGAAUGGUUCAAAGAAACCAGAUCAAAUGUUGGCGCAAUGCAAUAAAUUAAAUAAUUUUAAUACAACUGCAA